AUGCUAGACCCAACUGCACAGGACAUCUCUCAGGAUGCGAUUCCGUGCCAUCCUCUAGGCGUCAAACCGAGUGGAAAUGCCCUUUUGGCUGCGUGGAAUCUCCGGUCGGCCAUCGGGGCCUUCAAUAUCCUGCCAGAUGAGCUGAUCAUCACGGUGCUGGAGCUGCUAGAUGGCGCGGCGCUCUUGAACAUCGGACGCACCUGUAAGGCCUUCUACGCCUUCACCAGAGCGGAGGAAUUGUGGAAGGCGCUUUUUAUACGAUCUAUCCCGUCCGGUUUCUCGUGGAGAGGCACAUGGCGUUCCACGUUCCUGAACCUGCCAGAGUCCCAGGUGUCGAUCUUGGACUGCUCACAUCUGUUUUCCGACACACUCCACCGUCCGUUUUACUGCGCACAUAUCUCGCUGGACCCGUAUGUCACGAAGAUCCCCGUCAGGAACGCCAUUCCUCGUCUGCCAGAUCUCUCUCCGGAGGAGUUCCAGGAGAGCUGGACCGAUAAACCUUUCAUCCUCACGGAACCCGUCAGGGCAUGGCCUGUCUACCAGACCUGGUCUGUAGAGGCCCUUCUGGAGAAGUAUGGCGACACCGUGUUUCGUGCGGAAGCAGUGGACUGGCCCCUCCGGACCUACGGGGACUACAUGCACAACAACUCGGACGAAAGCCCGUUAUAUCUCUUUGAUCGCGCAUUCGUGUCCAAGAUGGGUCUCAAGGUUGGGAAACCGGACGAAGAACCGGACGCAGCCUACUGGCCGCCGUCCUGUUUUGGAGAAGACCUGUUUUCUGUCCUGGGGAAUGACCGCCCGGACAGACAGUGGCUGAUCAUCGGCCCUGAGCGGUCAGGGAGCACCUUUCAUAAGGACCCUAAUGCGACCAGUGCGUGGAAUGCGGUUCUCCGUGGUUCCAAAUACUGGAUAAUGUUCCCCUCGUCGUCCAAGCUACCGCCUCCGCCCGGAGUCUAUGUAUCGGAGGAUCAGAGCGAGGUGACCUCGCCGCUGAGCAUUGCAGAGUGGCUGCUGGGCUUCCACGCCGAGGCGCGCCGCACACCUGGCUGUGUGGAGGGCAUCUGCGCGGCGGGAGAGGUCCUCCAUGUUCCUUCGGGAUGGUGGCAUCUGGUCGUCAACAUCGAACCUUCGAUUGCCAUUACGCAAAACUUUAUUCCCCGCGCGCACCUAACUGCUGCGCUGGACUUCUUGAGCAGGAAGGCCGACCAGAUUUCAGGGUUCCGCAAGGAUGUCCAUGAUCCAUAUGAGCGAUUUGUGAAACAGUUACAAGUAUCCCACCCGGACCUCUUGGAGCAGGCCUACGAACAGUUGAAGCAGAAGUCGGAAGGCAAGAAACGGAAAUGGGAUGAACUGGUUCAUGGAAAGACGGCAGAAGAUGGCAAUAAUGCAGACGCCCCUGAGGGUGGCUUCAGCUUUGGCUUUGGAGAUGAUGGAAGUGACGUGGAGGUGCCAUAA
Messenger RNA from Penicilliopsis zonata CBS 506.65, 1455 nucleotides. RefSeq lists its product as hypothetical. The record is from RefSeq and is a predicted model, not a curated record. The transcript is spliced from 2 exons. NCBI's taxonomy places the organism in Eukaryota, Fungi, Ascomycota, Eurotiomycetes, Eurotiales, Aspergillaceae. Gene Ontology annotation, molecular function: cis-regulatory region sequence-specific DNA binding; protein binding. Gene Ontology annotation, cellular component: nucleus. Bases 1 to 1455 code for a protein of 484 amino acids.